This is a messenger RNA of Thermothelomyces thermophilus ATCC 42464, 1518 nucleotides long. RefSeq lists its product as uncharacterized. Lineage: Eukaryota; Fungi; Ascomycota; Sordariomycetes; Sordariales; Chaetomiaceae. The annotation marks the transcript as partial. Gene Ontology annotation, molecular function: NAD+ binding. The record is from RefSeq and is a predicted model, not a curated record. The transcript has 2 exons.
UCGAGCAAAAAUAAUAGCUCAGGCAAUGGCGCUACCACUACCAGGAAGCCCAGCACGCGAGUGAAGAACGUGGUAGACUACGAUGAGAAACGGGCCUUUGUAGAACUCGGCAGCGAAGAGGUCGAUGGCGAGCAAAACGACGUCUCCAAUCCGGGCUUGAAUGAGCUCGAGGAGCGCGUCAACGACCUCAGCGAGUCAUGGGAAACCGAGUCGCUGUUCCAAGAUGCCUUGGAAGACUUGGCCGAGGAUCGCUUCUUCACCGACGAUCCCGAGGCCUGCACUCCAGACGAGGCCACCAAGUUUCGGCAGCUUCUGCGCUCCGUUGGUCCCGCCAUCUUUUGCGAAAGGACUAUCGGGUCCGGCCUCAUCACCGCCAAGAAGCUGCUCACUGCCUUUGGCAUCCGCCCGCCCGCCUUUCUCGAGGGCGCCGAUGAUGAGGCCUACUACUCGUUACUGAGCCUCGCUCUCAGCCGAGAGCUGUCCAAGCGGGCCAAGCUGCCCAAGUACAACACCAUUGACGACGCGGUUGAGCUGCUCAAAAACUCAAACAACAUCAUCGUCCUGACCGGCGCCGGCAUCUCCACCUCGCUCGGCAUUCCCGACUUCCGCUCCAAGGGCACUGGUCUCUACUCCAAACUCGAGCACCUUGGCCUCAACGACCCGCAAGAGGUCUUUGACAUCGCCGUCUUCCGCCAGGAUCCCACCAUCUUCUACUCGGUCGCGCGCGACAUCCUUCCAAGCCACGACCGCUUCUCACCCACGCACGCCUUCAUCGCGCUUCUCCAGGAAAAAGGCAAGCUCCUGACCAACUACUCCCAAAACAUCGACAACCUCGAAGCCAAAGCCGGCAUCCGCCCCGACAAGCUCGUCCAGUGCCACGGCUCCUUUGCCACGGCCUCGUGCGUCAAGUGCGGCCACAAAGUCCCCGGCGAGUCCCUCUUCCCCGAGAUCAAGGCCGGCGAGAUCCCGCGCUGCCGCAAGUGCGCCCAGGGCAACCGCACCACCACCAACAGCAGCGGGGGCUCCCGCAAGCGCAAGGUCCAGCGCGACGGCACCGACAAGAAGCCGCGCCGGCGCCCGGGCGACUACGAUAGCAACUCGGACUCGGAAUUCGACAGUUCCAUGACGACGCCGACCAAUUGGACCUGGUGCGGCGUCAUGAAGCCCGACAUCACCUUCUUCGGCGAGCCGCUGCCCGACGAGUUCUCGCGCCGCCUGACCGAGCACGACCGCGACCUCGUCGACCUGGUCAUCGUCAUCGGCACCUCUCUCAAGGUCGCCCCCGUCAGCGAGGUCGUGCCCUUCCUGCCGCCGCAUAUCCCGCAAAUCUACAUUAGCCGCACGCCCGUGUCGCAUGUCAACUUUGACAUUGAUCUCCUCGGUGACUGCGAUGUCGUCGUUGCCGAGCUCUGCCGCAGGGCUGGAUGGGAGCUGAAGCACGAGAUGAUACCGGAAGGGCAGGUGGUCGAGACGAAGCUGGCAGAGGGCUGGAGCAGCCGCCAUAUUUUUACGCAGGUG